Brassica oleracea var. oleracea is the source of this 498-nucleotide messenger RNA. RefSeq lists its product as uncharacterized. The record is from RefSeq and is a predicted model, not a curated record. Bases 1 to 498 code for a protein of 165 amino acids. The transcript has 4 exons. Lineage: Eukaryota; Viridiplantae; Streptophyta; Magnoliopsida; Brassicales; Brassicaceae.
AUGGUCGAUUCUGAAGGCCGAUACUCCACCGAGAAGCAAGAUUCUGUCCAAUCGGUGAUUCUCUACGAUUGUGAGGUGGAAGCUCUGUCCAGAGGAGGUUUCCGUUACUUGAAGUUAGAUUCAUGGCAGAAGGCCUUGUCUAACUUAGUAACGGAAACAGUUGCAUUGUCUUCAUGUGAGGCCGAGUUCAUGGCGGGAACCGAAGCUGCAAGACAAGCCAUAUGGCUUCAAGAAUUGCUUAGCGAGAUCAUGGAACAACCGUGCGAGAAGGACAAUAGUUUACUCAAACGAGCUGUGGUGACGCAGCAGAAGCGGCACAGAGAGACCGAAGAUCAGAAUCAGGAGUUGCAGGGUUUGAGGCAGAUGGUUACUCAAUACCACGAACAGCUGAAAACUCUGGAGGUGAACAAGUAUGCUCUCACGCUUCAUCUGAAACAAGCACUGCAGGACAACAGUUCCAUCCCUAGCCAAUACCAUCUGUUUUUAGGCAAAACUUAG